GGAGUCCCGAGUCAGGGGCAGGAGCUGGUGUGCCAUCUGGAGUGUGUUUCAAUCAGACUCAGUCGGAGAGCAGUUGGAGAGUUCCACAGGCGGAUCUGAAUUCCAGGCACACUAACUACUCCACAAGCACAUCUUGACUGCAGACAUGGCUGCAAGAGCCGCCUGCCUUGUCCUUCUCUGUCUGCCCGCGAUGCUUCAGGGUCAGUAUGAAGAACUGCCAGACACUCACCUGUACCCUCUACAGCCACAGUAUGCACAAUACGAUACCCAGCUAAGUGCAAAUGAUUAUAAUCCAGAGUUCGAUUAUACUGGUACAAAUUUUGAAACAGAACCGACAGAGCCUGGCCCCCUUGAUUGCAGGGAGGAGCAGUAUCCAUGCACCAGACUCUAUUCUGUACACAGACCCUGCAAACAGUGCCUCAAGAGCCUUUGCUUUUACAGCCUUCGCAGGGUCUAUGUGGUCAACAAAGAGGUCUGUGUCCGCACCGUCUGCGCCCAUGAAGAGCUACUGAGAGCUGACCUGUGCCGAGACAAAUAUUCAAAGUGUGGGGUCAUGGCCAGCAGUGGGCUGUGUGGCCAAAUGGCUUCAUCAUGUGACAAGAGCUGUGGCUCCUGUUGAGAAGGACGAACAAACUGAUCAAGGGGCCACGCAUGGAGCCUUGGUCCAGGAGAUAGAGGAAUCUCCAUAUAUAUCAAUAAUAAUACCUUAAGUAAUUUAGAGGGAUCAUUUUCAUAUUUCUAUAACUCUGGUGCUGGAGGAUUUUUCAUAUUAUCCUCUUGUUUUUGAUUGUGCACAUAAGGUUAUUACUGUUCGGGGGAGGGGACCACUAAAAUGCAGGUUAUGCAUGAAGCCUUGGGAAUUCAGUCAUUCCAGCUUUUUACCCAUGUUGCCAUGAGGAUUUGUGAACCUAUGGCUUUGCCAUUCCUUGUUGGCUAUAUUGUGCUCACCUGGGAGAAGGAUAGUGGACGGAGAGUACCUCGCACUGAACUUACUAUCCAUCUUCUCAUAGAAAUUCUACAGAUUCCUGUUACCUAUUGCUGACCUGUCUUUUAUGCUUUGUGCCUGUCUGGAGUUUUAGAAUUUUUUUUAAGUUUAGAAAGAAAAUAGAAAUCGCACGAUACCUGGGGGGUUGGGAACGAAUCAAGUAUCAAAACCCGUCCUGCAGCAGAAUUCUGUUUUGAAGGCUGCCUGAGUGAUUCAUACACCAGCAAUCAAAUUCUGAGUGAGUCACUCCUGAAUGGGCUUCACCCCCGGAGGGAAGGCUUGUACACCUUUUGCAUCUGCAAACUGAUUAAGUCCCAUAUGGUCACACACCACCCAUACUAUCAGGGCAAGGCAGGAACCAGUGUGUAAACACACCCCAAAUAGAUUUAAACUCACACUGCACUGAUCCUGUACAGCAGCUCAAUUCUGACUUUUUCAGCCGAGUGGACCAGUUAGACUCUCUGGCCUUGAAAGUGGUGUUGUGUGAAGAUUGGCGAACAAGCGUUUAAAGUGUUCUCUUUUUAAACCCUUUGUCAACUAUUUAAAAUUGCUUAAUGCCUGUCAAAAUAACAAAUGGCAAAAUUUAGCUUAAAUGAGUUAAGCAUUUUCUGCUGAUCUUCACAUAGAUUCUGGAGCCGCCUUUUCCCCCUCUGUAGCCAAUAGCUAACCUACUCCCAGUCCUGUACUGCACUGAAUGGGACACUAGGAGGUGCCCAUCAACUGUUUGUGUGAAUCUUUCCUGGCGUGAUCCAGCCACCAUUAGGUACUCACUUCCGUGCCCCUGCACACGACUGUUACUGUUUUAUUAUACUUCAAAUAAUUGUACAGAAUGUAAACAAAUAUUGUGUCAUUGCCAGUGGGUGCAUAAGAUUGGGGUGGGGGCGCUCACUCUUCUCCCUCUUAUGGAACCACUGUGCCAGAUCUGAAGGAAUAAAACCAGUGGCACAAAGCUGUAAGCUUUUACAAAAAAGAGUGAUACAGAUCCCAGAGCACGUGGCUGAGAGUGUGGUGCAAGGCUGUGACACAGACCCAGUGAUUAAAAUGGAUCUUUUCAUAAGGGGACAACAAAGGCUGGAAAUGGCAACAGACCAUUUGGUCUAUCAAGUCCGCUCCUAGCUUCCAUAGACCCUGUCCAUACUGUGCUAUCAAUGACCCUACCCCAUCCAUUUAACCUCCUCCCACGUACAAUCUACUAUUCAUGAACUCUUUCCCCCUCCUUUUAACCUACUGAGGGUAAACUCUGUUUAAAUAUUCCCUGAACCUCCGAGGCAAUCAAGUAAAACACUAGAAUAUUCAUCCAAGCUUACGUCCACAUUACCCUGGCCUCCUUCUCUCACUAGACAGUAUAUUUCUAGACAGCUUCUUUCUGCUCCUCACCCCUCCCCCAACUUGCAUAUUCACAUAUCCUGUAGAACAAUGAGAAUGUCAAUCUGUCCAUAUUCCUGUAACCCAUAGUCCUGUCUAAUCAGAUAUUGAUCUGAUUCCUUUUUGAUUGGUGUGAGCUCCAGUACUUGUUUUAUUGGAACAAAGAGGAUCGGGGCAAAGAUUUUUAAAAUAAUGCAAAGUUUGUACUGGUAGUGAGUGUAAUUAAAUGUGUAAACCUUUAGCACCUGUUCCAUGUCACAAUACACAUACCACAAUGUGUCUCAGAUCUGAAUCCCAUUUCCCCAAACACAUCUGAGUGAUAAGAGGCACAUUAUAUAUAACAGUAAAUAAGUGAGGGAGAAUGUGCUCUAAGUGGUUCAAUGGAUGUUUACACACUGAAAUUUAUGCUAUUAUUUGAACCCCUCAACUGAAUUCCCACUCAUAACACACUACCAGUUACCAGGCAGCCCUGUAGUACACUCCUGGGCAUGCACACCAAUCUUGUACUCCCAGACAUUAAUAACCCAAUGAGCUUCACUCCUGCUGCUUUUUCAACUCUUAGUAUUACUGUAAAACCCCAUUACACACACCUAGGCAGCUCUUUGUGUUUCAGAUACAUUAAUCCUUCUCCGAUCUAACUGAUGCAAUUUCUAUUCAGGGAUUUAUAUCUAUCAUAAUUACAGCCUAGACAUGACUCUGUGCAAUAUAAGCACUGGAAUGCUUCACAUGCUUAUUUGAUCCACAUUUGUUUGCCAAUGGAGAGGUUAACACAAGACGUUAACAUAUCUGUUAAAUUAGCAAAGCGGUUUCAAACAAAUCUGUUAAGCAUUUAUACAUUAAUAUCAGUUGUUUCUAGGAUUUCAACAUCCUGUUCACAGGACAAGCACAUUAACUAAUCACUUGGUCACACUGAGACUACAUGGGGCUGCUACAUCUCUGUGUAUUGCGAUAGUUACUGUUGCACUAUUGCUAAGUGUGAAUACAAACGUUUACUGUCAGCUGAAGCCUUCCUCUCUAACUCUCCUCAGGAAAGCAGCACAUUAACACCCUAGACUUAGCAGCUUUUUGGGUGAAACAGUGUAUGAGCUAAAACUGGAUUCAGAGACUUUUCUGAGGAGUUCAGGAUGCCUUCAGUUUAUCAAACUUGACUUUCUGUUGCAUCUUAUUCUUUGAAAUAGUUAUUUUUUUUUUAAAUGGUGCUUAAAUAUCCCUUAAACACAGGGAUCACAUACAGGCAAGGUUUGAAGGUUGAAGCAUGCCUGUUCUGCUAUUUGUAUGUUGUUGUUAGGGUGCUGAGAGAAUGGCCCUCAGCACAGGCCUGUGAUUUUUUUGCGGUGCCACCCUCUUCCAGUUUUAUCAGCGUGCUGAUAACACUAAUUCAUUAGUGGCCAUUUUCUGUGCUGCCACCAACAGCUUGGGAUACACGAGGAUUUGUGUAUCGGACAACAUUUGAGGCUGGGAAUUAGUAUCCUUUACAUUGCGAUGCGACAUCAUGGCAGGAAUACCUCAGAAGCAUUUUGGCCAGGGAAAACAGGGCCCGACUGGCUUGCUGGGUUUUCCCUCCACACUUCAGAUGUUUCCUAGGCUGUAAUAUUGCAUGUGAGGAGCUCAGUGAUGAGAUCAACUGGAUUAAACUGAACACGGCAGGCAUGAGGCCUAACCAGGGCCUAAAUUCAAUCCCUAAGGAUUUGCUACCUAUGGAUUGCAUGGUAGAAUUAUAGGCGCAUUCUAUUUAGAGCAGACUGUAUGCUAUAGGAAACACAGGCAGCUUAGGAUCUCAAACUGGUUGGCAAUUCAGGUUCCUGUCCAGCAUCCAGGAUAUAAAAUGCUAUUUAAGAGCUCGGAGUGGGGAAAAAAACAUUAGCGCAGUAAUCAAUGUUCAGCCGCUAGAUGCCCACACCAUGAUUUUGGAAAUAUAUAUAUAGUUACUGAAUCUGUAACUGACAUCGAGUGGCCAAACCAAUAUAUAUUUACUCUAAUAACCCAAUUUGCCAGUUCGUGCCUUUGAACUGAGUAUUAUUUUUUUCCCCUGCAAGGUUCAUGUAGAAUAGUCCAUGUUAAUUGAACCUCAGCUUAAACAGGAAAAAGUUGCAAGGCUAUAAUGAAAGGACAGGGUAUGUAUCCAUUGGACAACUCUUUUAAAGAACUGGUGAAGACAUGAUGGGCUAAAUGGCCUCAUUCUGCAUGGUUGGAUUGUUUGAUUCCAAUAUCAGCAAUCCACUGGGCAGCUGACACAACAAUGACUAUCACGUUAAAAAGGAAAUGAGAAGCCUUGCACCUCCCCCCCCUCUCCUCCCCCACAACCAAACACCGCCCCCAACCCAUGGUUCAGUUGCCAUAUACAGUAUACCUGUGUGUAACUGAGAUAUGCUGACCAGGAAGGUCCCAAUUCCAUGUCCAAUCUGUGUUGAGUUAGCCCGUCCUAGCCAGGGUGGUGAUCAUGGGACUACAAUUGGUCUCAGUGUCCCUGGGUUAGGGAGAGGUAAAAUCAGCUCAGGCCCCAGAUUCAGACUCCUAACUACAAUCCAGGGUGGCUCCUGCUGGAAAAUGCACAGGCUCUGCAACAUCAUUGGAUUGAUGCCUGCCACAGUGGAAUAGCUGCUAAUACGAUUCAGGCUGAUAAGUGAAGAAUGAUCACUUGGGGCAGCAUUCUGGAGGAUGCCCACUGACCAUGGACCUGUAUCCCAGCGGAGAGUUAGUGCCUUAAGGAGAGGAAGGGGACAAAAUUUGGAGGGAAUUAUAAAAAAAAGCUGCCUCAUCUCUGCUCCAAUCUGUCUGCAGUAAGUGAGAAAAACAAAACUUGAGACGUGCUUGCUCAGAACUCCUUGGUACAAAUGUUCUUGAAGUACCAUUAGGAGGAAGUGCCGCAAUAUGUGCAACUGAGUGAGAUAUUUCUGUGUAAUCUGAUUCAUACUAUAACUGAUAUAUCCCAUUUUGUACAAAAUUAAAGUCACUUAAAAGAG
This is a messenger RNA of Carcharodon carcharias (great white shark), 5313 nucleotides long. It is a transcript of the gene mfap2, whose product is annotated as microfibril associated protein 2. Gene Ontology annotation, biological process: embryonic eye morphogenesis. The record is from RefSeq and is a predicted model, not a curated record. The transcript has 8 exons. Gene Ontology annotation, cellular component: microfibril. The coding region runs from base 146 to 619 and encodes 157 amino acids. Lineage: Eukaryota; Metazoa; Chordata; Chondrichthyes; Lamniformes; Lamnidae.